AUGGAGAGUAAAAGAAAGAAACUGUUUCUUUUAUCUAAUUUGUAUUUUUUGUCAGGUCAUUCCAAUGGCAAUUUGGAAGAUGGUGAAGCUGCAGUCAACUGUGGAGCAUCAUUUAUUACCCACCUGUUCAAUGCCAUGUUGCCAUUCCAUCAUCGUGAUCCUGGGUUGGUUGGGUUGCUUACCAGUCGCCUUAUUUGUAAGCCUGUUCACUACGGGAUCAUCGCUGAUGGGAUACACACCCAUCCAGCUGCACUCAGGAUUGCCCAUCGCACACACCCAGAAGGUUUAGUACUAGUAACAGAUGCAAUGGCAGCAAUGGGCCUCGGUGAUGGGGAGCAUCAAAUUGGACAGCUGAAGGUCAAAGUGGAGAAACUGACAGCACGCCUUGUGGGAUCUAAUACUCUUGCUGGCUCCGUAGUUACUAUGGAUCAGUGUAUUAGACAUUUUGUAAAGAAUGUAGGGGCAACUCUAGUCGAAGGUAUUGAAGCAGCAUCCCUUCACCCAGCUAGGGUUAUGGGCAUCGAGCAUCUCAAGGGCACCCUGGACUUCGGCAGUGAUGCAGAUUUUCUCUUGGUGUCUGAUGAGGGACCUCUAAAGGUGUUACACACUUUCAUUGCUGGAGAGUGUGUCUACAGUGCACCAGAUGCCCCACAGCUUACAUCUACUUAUCACAAACAUUUCUCAGAGAAAUAAUGACUUUGUAAAUGGUCAAGUCGGACUGAAACAGUAUCGUAAGCGUCUCUCUCCUAUGUGUGUGGUUUAUUUGUGUAUUGUUCCAGUCAUGGUAUUGUGCCUUUUUGUUCUUUCUUAAUAGCUUGUUUCUCAGAGUUGAAAGAUGUAGAUGGAUAUUGCUUUUAUGGUAUAUCCAUUAUGGUUAGAGGUAAAGGUAAGGUAGUAUUUGUUUUAUGUAAUUAAACUAUAUAAUAAUGUAAUUAAACUAAUAUAAUAAUUUAAUUACAUUGUAAUAGUAAAUUGUUAAAAUAACCGGCAAGAAGAUUAUUAAUAUAUUAUUGCCAUACUGCCUAAAAGCAAAAUAUAAUUACUGUAUUGUGAUAGGUAUGUACAGUAUUUGCAAAUAGACCAAUUAGCUGCUGAAAUGCAUGGUGCUUAUUGUAGUAACAUAUUUAUAUAUGUAUAUAAAUAUAUACACCUACCAUCCGACUUACGACCGAGCUUGGUUCCGACCAACUGGUCGCAAAUCGUCAAAAUGGACGUAAGGCGAACCUUACUACUGAAUAUCAACAUCACAUUUUUGUAAUGACUUGAUUUUAUUGUUUUAUUCUGGUAAUUCAUUUUUUACAUUACUGUUUAUGCUGUUAGUACUGUGUUUUAUACUGUAAGGCUUAGGAUAAACACUGUGUACAUCACAAACAGUUGUUUACUUCCCAGAAAUUUGGCAUACAAAACACGGUCGUAAGUCGAGUGGUUGUAUGUUGAGCAGGUCGUAAGUCGGAUGGUAGGUGUACAUUCUACAGAAAGUUGCAAAGGUUAGUGGACAAGUUUGGGAGGGUGUGUAAAGGUAGAAAGUUGAAAGUGAACAUAGAUAAGAGUAAGGUGAUGAGGGUAUCAAAUGAUUUAGAUAAAGAAAAACUGUACAUCACAUUAGAGAGAGGGAGUAUGGAAGAAGUGAAUGUUUUCAGAUAUUUUGGAGUUGACUUGUCAGCAGAUAGGUUGAUGAAUUAAAAAAGGUGAGUGGUGAGUUGAGGUAUCUGUGGAGACAAAAACGUUAUCUAUGGAGGCAAAGAAUGGAAUGUAUGAAAGUAUAGUGGUACCAACACUGUUAUAUGGUGUGAAGCUUGGGUUGUAAAUGCUGCAGCAAGGAGGCGGCUAGAGGCAGUGGAGAUGUCUUCUAAGGGCAAUGUGUGGUGUAAAUAUUAUGUAGAGAAUUUGGAGUGUGGAAAUAGCAGGUGGUGUGGAGUUACUAAAAGUAUUAGUCAGAGGGCUGAAGAGGGGUUAUUGAGGUGGUUUGGUCAUUGAGAGAGAAUGAAACAAAGUAGAAUGACUUGGAGAUCAUAUAAAUCUGUAGGGGAAGGAAAGCAGGGCAGAGGUCAUUCUCAAAAAGGUUGGAAGGAAGGGGUAAGGGAGGUUUUGUGGGUGAGGGGCUUGGACUCCAGCAGGUGUGCAUGAGCGUGUUCAUUAGGAGUGAAUGGAGACGAAUGGUAUCUGAGACCUGACGAUCUGUUGCAGUGUGAGCAGGGUAAUAUUUAGUGAAGGGAUUCAGGGAAACCGGUUAUUUUCUUAUAGUCGGACUUGAGUCCUGGAAAUGGGAAGUACAAUGCCUGCACUUUAAAGGAGGGGUUUGGGAUAUUGGCAGUUUGGAGGGAUAUGUUGUGUAUCUUUAUACGUAUAUGCUUCUAAACUGUUGUAUUCUGAGCACCUCUGCAAAAGCAGUGAUAAUGUGUGAGUGUGGUAAAAGUGUUGAAUGAUGAUGAAAGUAUUUUCUUUUUGGGGAUUUUCUUUCUUUUUUGGGUCACCCUGCCUCGGUGGGAGACGACCAACUUGUUGAAAAAAAAAAAAAAAAAAUUCAGGGAAACCGGUUGUUUUUAUAUAGCCGGACUUUAGUCUUGGAAAUGGGAAGUACAAUGCCUGCACUCUAAAGGAGGGGUUCGGGAUAUUGGCAGUUUGGAGGGAUAUGUUGUGUAUCUUUAUACGUAUAUGCUUCUAAACUGUUGUAUACUGAGCACCUCUGCAGAAGCAGUGAUAAUGUGUGAGUGUGGUGAAAGUGUUGAAUGAUGAUGAAAGUAUUUUCUUUUUGGGGAUUUUCUUUCUUUUUUGGGUCACCCUGCCUCGGUGGGAGACGGCCGACUUGUUGAAAAAAAAAAAAAAAAAAAAGAAGGUACCAUCCGACUUACGACCAAGUUCGGUUCCGAGAAACCGGUCGUAAGUCGAAAUGGACGCAAGUUGAACCUUACUAAUGAAUAUGAACAUCACAUUUUUGUAAUGACUUUAUUUUAUUGUUUCAUUUUGGUAUUUAAUUUUUUACUUUACUUUUUAUGCUGUUAGUGCUGUAUUUUAUACUGUAAGGUUUAGGAUAAACACUGUAUACAACACAAACAGUUGGUUAUUUCCCAGAAAUUUGGCAUAGAAAACAAGGUCGUAAGUUGAAGGGUCGUAUGUCGAGCAGGUCGUAAGUCGGAUGGUAGGUGUAUAUGUAUACAUGUAAUUUUUUUUUUCAACACAUCGGUCGUCUCUCACCGAGGCAGGGUGACCCAAAAAGAAAGAAAAUCCCCAAAAGGAAAAAUACUUUAAUCAUCAUUCAACACUUUCACCUCACUCAUACAUAAUCACUGUCUUUGCAGAGGUGCUCAGAUACGACAGUUUAGAAGUCCCUCCAAACUACCAAUAUCCCAAACCUCUCCUUUAAAGUAUCAAGCUCAUUGAUUUAAAAAUAAUUUGAGUUAUUCUUACCAUAAUAACUUUAAUUCAUUAUAAAUGUUCAUAAAUACUGUUUUUAUGAAUCGGAAUAUUUAUCUAGAAAAAUAUAAUAAUAUACCAAAUAACAUAAGCAUUGCUUAUAGCUUUUAUAGAAAAAUUUAAUAUAAAAUAGAAAGACUGUAUCUCUACAAUUUUUUAAAAUUUUGAGAUAGUGCUAAUAUAUUGGUGUGAUCUUGUUCUUGAAUGUGUCUUCACUUUGCGUCGAUGCUACUGUUACGAACUGUAUAGUAUUAACUUCAUUGAUAAUUACUCUUAGUAUUUUUUGUAAGAUCUGUGAUUAAUAUAUGUAUAGGGUAGGUAGUCUAAUAGUAAUUUACUUUGAAAUUUCAACUUAAAUUUAUUGUAAAGCUGGCUCUGUUUUAUAAUAGAACAGGAUUCUAAUGUGAUUACUGAUUUGUAGCUACAGGAAGAGAACAACAGCUAGCUGCGAAGCACCUACAGUAAGAGAGCUUGGCUCGUGGUGUCCCAUCUUUGUGUGAUUUAUCAUAAAUGUUUUGUAGUAUCUAGUGGUUGUUGCAGUUAUUUCAUCCUCUUAUAUUAUUCCUUUGUCCUACCACUCUGUGAAGGAAAUGUUUCUAGUAUCUUAACAACAAAUCUUUAAUUUAUAGUUAUGGCCUCUUGCUCUGCUUGUUUAUGGGGUUAGAUAAUUUUUAUUCUGUUCUUUCUUAUUGUUUUAUAAUUGUAAAUGUGGUUAUCAUACCUCCUUUUUUUUCUCAGUUAAUGAUUAUAUAUCUAAUGCUUUCAACCUUUCUUCUUAAUAUUUUAGCUCUGGGAGCCAUUUUAUAGCUUUGGACUUUUUCUAUUUUCUUAACAAUCAUAAAGCACUAAACCCACUAGGAUCAUACAGUACUGCUGGACUUUUCUAGCUUCUGAUAAUGCAUUUUCUGCUCUACAUCUGCAAUGUACAGCACUGUAGUGCUAAUAGCUUAACACCAGUUUGCUACAUCAAUUGUGACCCUACCCGGUCUUUUCUGUAGAUGUUUUCUUCUCGUUACCUGCACCUCUCUGUCUUACACCUUUCUCACUCUUGUCAUGUAGCAUGCAAUGACUUGCACGUUUAGUGCUUUUCAAGAUAAUUACAUUAUGUCCGUUACAAUUCAGGACUCUUGCUUGGUGUAUUCGCAUGCCUUCACAUGUUUCAGAAUGCAGCAGAGACUGGGUGAUAAUGGAGAGGAAUAAGUUGUGUACAAGUUUAGAGUACUCUAGUUUAAUUAGUGGUAAUUGAAUUUUGACAUGAAGUACUGUAUUAGCAGGUAUUGUAAGUUUUAUUUGCAGAAUAUAGUUCAUAUGUAGCAUUCUUACCAGUAAUAUGACGUAAAGAACAGUUGAAUUUUUACAGUAUGUAAAAUUGUUAUUCUUCAUAUAUUAAGGAUACUGUAUGACCAAAUUUGUGCUAGAAGAUUGUACAGUACAGUACAUUCAUUAUUUUUUAUUUGUAUCAAUAUACUGUACAGUUUGCCUACAGCAUAAAUCAUAUUUGACACUGAAAUGAAUCUCGUAUAAAACUUAUUGAAAAUAUGAAUUCUUCAGACCUGUUGUAAAAAUGAGAGAUUGCAGAUAGUUAUACAGUGGACCCCCGCUUAACGAUCACCUCCCAAUGUGACCAAUUAUGUAAGUGUAUUUAUGUAAGUGCGUUUGUACGUGUAUGUUUGGGGGUCUGAAAUGGACUAAUCUACUUCACAAUAUUCCUUAUGGGAACAAAUUCGGUCAGUACUGGCACCUGAACAUACUUCUGGAAUGAAAAAAUAUCGUUAACCGGGGGUCCACUGUAUAGAUCUUUCAGUUUUAUAGUGCCAAAAUCAAGAUAUCUUAAACUAAACACUGAAAAGUUGGAUUUGUUUGUUGUGAAAUAAAUAAAGAAAUAUUGUACUGUAUAA
This is a messenger RNA of Cherax quadricarinatus, 5312 nucleotides long. NCBI's taxonomy places the organism in Eukaryota, Metazoa, Arthropoda, Malacostraca, Decapoda, Parastacidae. The record is from RefSeq and is a predicted model, not a curated record.